UUGAUCCCCAUGGAAACCUCUUCAUCCUCUGAUGACAGUUGUGACAGUUUUGGCUCUGAUAAUUUUGCAAACACUAAACGGAAGUUCAAGCCAGAAGUCAUGGAAGAAAUGGCUAAAAUUUUUCACGAGAACUCAGACGAUGAAUCAUUCUGCGGUUUUUCAGAAAGUGAGAUUCAGGAUGUGCUGAAACUGGAGACGGAUACUGAGGAAAAUGAUACGCGUGUGAAAAACCAGCUUCCACCCACGAGGCUGCGGGAGUGCUCUGUGCGUCUGAUGAAAGUUGCUAUUAAAUUUCCCCCUCAAAAGUCCAAGAGAGUAAAGAGCAAAAGUGUGGCCAUCAAGCCUGAAUUGGACUUGGAUUUGGAUUCUGAUGAGGAAAGAGGCCCCAAAUUCUUAGAGAAAAGAGCCUUAAACAUAAAGGAGAACAAGGCCAUG
Messenger RNA from Gekko japonicus, 435 nucleotides. RefSeq names its product cell division cycle-associated protein 7-like. Lineage: Eukaryota; Metazoa; Chordata; Lepidosauria; Squamata; Gekkonidae. The transcript is spliced from 3 exons. The record is from RefSeq and is a predicted model, not a curated record. The annotation marks the transcript as partial.